Vespa crabro (European hornet) is the source of this 1744-nucleotide messenger RNA. Its product is annotated as probable pyruvate dehydrogenase E1 component subunit alpha, mitochondrial. The transcript is spliced from 7 exons. Gene Ontology annotation, cellular component: intracellular membrane-bounded organelle. Bases 198 to 1403 code for a protein of 401 amino acids. NCBI's taxonomy places the organism in Eukaryota, Metazoa, Arthropoda, Insecta, Hymenoptera, Vespidae. Gene Ontology annotation, molecular function: pyruvate dehydrogenase (acetyl-transferring) activity. Gene Ontology annotation, biological process: pyruvate decarboxylation to acetyl-CoA. The record is from RefSeq and is a predicted model, not a curated record.
AUCGUGUAGUGGGGAUCAUAUAGUCCAACCUGUCCUUUACACAACCUACGUUUCGACAUUUCCCGAAAUUAUUCAGUGUGCCAAGUGCUGUUUCUCAUCUUUUGACGUCAUUUUACAUAUUGUAUCUAAAGAAAAUACGAUUUUCCUUUUUUUAUUGUAAUUUUUUCCCUUCGCCAUUGUAAAAUUAUUUGAUAAAAAUGAUACCAAAUUGUCUCAGAACUGCUAGUACGCAGAUAUCUCGAAGAAACUUUGGAAAUUGGAAUGAGGUAAUCAACUUCUUUAAUAAAAAAAACAAUUAUGCAACAGAAGCCAGUUUUGAGACAAAACCUUUUCGCUUACAUAAAUUGGAUACUGGUCCAUCUAAUCAUGUAACAGUAACUAAAAGUGAUGCUUUAGAAAUGUAUAAAAAUUUGCACACAAUACGACGCUUAGAAACAUCAGCUGGAAAUUUAUACAAAGAAAAAAUUGUCCGAGGUUUUUGCCAUUUAUAUUCUGGUCAAGAAGCUUGUGCUGUUGGUAUGAAAGCUGCUCUCAGACCACAAGAUGCUGUAAUCACUGCUUACCGUGCACAUGGUUGGACUUAUUUAAUGGGUAUAGAUCCUGUAGGUGUUCUCACAGAACUUACUGGAAGGCAAUCAGGUAAUGCUAAAGGCAAGGGUGGUUCUAUGCAUAUGUAUGCUAAAAAUUUUUAUGGAGGAAAUGGUAUUGUGGGUGCUCAGGUACCAUUAGGAGUUGGCAUUGGAUUUGCUCAAAAAUAUCUGAACACUGGAGGAGUGUGUUUAUCCCUUUAUGGAGAUGGUGCAGCAAAUCAAGGACAAGUAUUUGAGGUAUAUAACAUGGCAAAAUUAUGGGAUAUUCCUUGUAUUUUCAUUUGUGAAAAUAAUGGUUAUGGAAUGGGUACUAGCGUUGAACGUGCUUCUGCGAGUACAGAUUAUUAUACGAGAGGGGAUUAUGUCCCUGGCAUUUGGGUCGAUGGUAUGGAUGUUUUGGCUGUAAGAGAAGCAACAAGGUUUGCUGUAGAAUAUUGUACGUCUGGAAAAGGACCUAUUGUUAUGGAAACAGCUACAUAUAGAUAUAGUGGACAUAGUAUGUCAGAUCCGGGAACAAGUUACCGUACUAGAGAUGAAAUUCAAGAAGUACGACAAACAAGAGAUCCUCUUACAAGUUUCAAAGAGAGAUUACUGAGUUCAAAUCUUGCAACUGCCGAAGAACUUAAGGCGAUGGAAAGUGAAAUAAGGAAACAAAUAGAUGAUGCAGUAAAAAUUGCAAAAGCAGAUAAAGAAAUUCCAUUAAGUGAAUUAACUGCUGAUAUUUAUGUCAAUUGUCUAGACAAUGAAGUUCGAAAUGUCACACCAUUUAAACCAUUGCAACACAUCAGGUUGAGCACUCCUGUUAAUCUAUAAAAAAAAUUAGAAUCAUUGCUACACGUUAUGUGUUGAACAUGUGCAUUAAAAUCUUGUGCUCAUUUUAAUGCUUAUUAUAAUCUUCAUAUUCAUAGCUCGUCAAAGUGUUGACUUUUUUCUAUAUUCAGGAAGAAGGAAAUUACAGUUAUAUAUCAUUUGUGUCAAUCUACGUUUAUUAAAUUAAUUUAAUAUAAAAGUUAGGAUUUCUUAAAAUUAUACUCUGUAUAUUUCUUGUAUAAUAGAUUAUUUAUAGGAACAAAUAUUAGCAAAAUACAUGAAGCAUUUGGGAAGAAAUCUAGGCUGAUAAUAGCCUUAUUAAUAAAACAGUCAAUGAGGGAGAA